AUGGUCUCUGCCGUAGUAACUAUGUCAUCCCAAGGCAUCUCAUUUGCUUUUUGUACGAACUACGAAAUGACAAAAAUAGUCGAAAGAUUAGUACCUUUACACAAUAAUGAAUUUAACAACUCUCUGGCGAACAAUAUAUUCCCGAAUACUUGGAAAAUCGUGGAAGUGACUCCCAUUCCGAAAGAAGGUGAUCAUGAGCUGGCAAACAAUAACCGACCCAUUUCCUUAUUACCAGUUCUUUCAAAAGUAUGUGAGCGUGUAGCACUCGACCAACUGACGUCUUACCUAACCACCAAUCACCAUCUCUCUGUGCAUCAAAGUGGCAACAAAACCUGGCAUUCAACGGAAACCUCCCUUAUUCAUUCCACCGACUCUAUUCUUAAAGCAAUUGACCAGAAGAAAGUAACAGUUAUUCUUUUGGACAUGAGCAAAGCUUCCGACAGCAUUAACCAUAAUAUACUGCUUGCUAAAUUGGAGGACGUUGGUGUCUCGUCUAAAUGCCUGGGUUGGUUUAAAAGUUACCUCAGCAAGAGAUACCAAGCAGUACGUAUCAACUCUACUCUAUCUGAGAAAUUGCCAGUGGUUAGCGGUGUCCCACAGGGAAGUAUUCUGGGCCCGUUACUUUUCAGAAUUUAUGUGAAUGAUUUGCCGUCAGUCACCAAAAAUUGUUCAUGA
This is a messenger RNA of Paramuricea clavata, 675 nucleotides long. The record is from the annotation of a GenBank genome assembly. NCBI's taxonomy places the organism in Eukaryota, Metazoa, Cnidaria, Anthozoa, Malacalcyonacea, Plexauridae.